Molecule: messenger RNA, 7072 nt
Organism: Melanotaenia boesemani (Boeseman's rainbowfish)
Lineage: Eukaryota; Metazoa; Chordata; Actinopteri; Atheriniformes; Melanotaeniidae
Gene: arid2
Product: AT rich interactive domain 2 (ARID, RFX-like)
Exons: 21
Coding region: 448-5481 (1677 amino acids)
Biological process (GO): regulation of DNA-templated transcription
Cellular component (GO): SWI/SNF superfamily-type complex
Molecular function (GO): DNA binding
Source: RefSeq, a predicted model, not a curated record
AGUGGCCGCAGAGGGCGCUGCGCGCAUGGCAGGUCGGGCUCCGCGGCCUUCACAUCUUUUUGUCUGAGAACUGGAUCCCUCUGCCGCUCUACAGUGUGCGCGAUAGCCUCGGAGCUGCGUCCGUAACACACUGUCAAACCACUCCAAACGAAUACAGCCGCGACCAAAAGCAUUAAUUCAACACCUUCAGCCAUGGCGUUUCUAAUCUACCGGUAAAUCGGUCGUAUUUGUGACUGUUCGUUGGAACUUAGUCCGGGCUUGUAUCGGGCUUGCUUUCUGUGUGCAUCAGUCUUUAUUAGCGAGCUGCCGCUCUUCUUGCUAUCAGCUAUUUCUUUAACUUUUUAAACACUCAGCUUGGCGAAUGACUGAGCGCCGGCGGAGUAUGGGAUCCUUGGUGUCUUAGGAAGCGACUGAAGUGGGGUUUAACCGUUUUUGCAUGCAAAAACAAUGGCAAAUUCGACGGGGAAAAAUAUACUAGAUCAGCGAAGGAAAGGACAGGCUUUCCUGGACGAGCUGCGGCAAUUUCACCAAAGCAGAGGAUCACCAUUCAAGAAGAUUCCUGUCGUGGGUGGGAAAGAGCUGGAUCUGAAUGCUCUCUAUAUCAGAGUCGUCUCUUUAGGUGGAUUUGCUAAGGUCUCGGACAAAAACCAAUGGAUUGAACUUGCAGAGGAGUUUAACUUUCCAAGGAGUUGCUCCAACGCUGCAUUCGCUUUAAAACAGUACUACCUUCGAUACUUGGAGAAGUAUGAGAAAGUCCACCACUUUGGCGAGGAUGAUGAAGAAGCUCAGCCGGGGAAUCCCAAAGCCUCUCUUCCAGUCGGUGCAAUUCCCAGCUCUUACAACUACCAGCAACACGUUGUAUCAGACUAUCUCCGCCAAAGCUAUGGACUAUCUACGGAUUUCAUUCAGCCGUGUGACUACAACAAACUGGUGCUGUCUCUCCUUUCGGGCCUACCCAAUGAAGUGGACUUCGCUGUUAACGUUUGCACUCUGCUUUCCAACGAGAGCAAGCAUGCCAUGCAGCUGGACAAGGACCCCAAACUGGUCACAUUGCUUCUGGCCCAUGCCGGCGUUUUUGAUGACUCACUAGGCAGCUUCUCUGGGGUGUUUGGGAUUGACUGGAAGGAGAAGACCUCCCGGGACUUUGUCAGGUUCUGGAAAGAGGUGGUGGAGGAUGCUGAAGUCAGGGAGCUGAUCUGGGACAAGAGCAGCUUAACACAAGAUGGUACGUCGUGUGAGGAGCGCUGGCGGAGCCUCUUCCACCCGCCACGGAACUCUGGUAUCAGCGACAUGGAGGCCCAGCGGGUACUGCAGAUUGCCGUUAUCCUGCGAAACCUUUCCUUCGAGGAGACAAACGUCAAGCUGCUGGCGGCCAACCGAACGUGCCUGCGCUUCCUUUUGCUCUGUGCCCACUGUAACCUCAUUUCACUCCGACAGCUCGGACUCGACACGUUGGGCAACGUGGCUGCUGAGCUCCAGCUGGAUCCUGUUGACUUUCGGACGACACACCUGAUCUUUCACACCAUCACCAAAUGCUUGAUGUCCAGGGACAGGUUUCUCAAAAUGAGAGCCAUGGAGAUCCUGGGUAACCUCAGCAAAGCAGAGGACAACGGUGUGCUUAUCUGUGAGUACGUGGACCAGGAGUCGUACAGGGAGGUAAUGAUGCUCCUCACCCUGCCUGAUCUCAUGCUCCUUAUGGCCUCGUUGGAGGUGCUAUACCUGCUGGCCCAGCUGGGAGAUGUUCCCUGCAGCAAGAUUGCCUCCGUCGAUCACAGCAUAGACCUAUUGGUGCGAUUAGUUUCAGUAGACCUUCACACGUUCGGACCCGACGCCCUGACAGCAGUGCGGUUGAUCGAGCAUCAGGCUAACGCCGACCAGGCGGCCGAGGUUCGACCACAGCUGGUAGAGCAGGUUCCUGCAGCCAUGCAGGGAGCUCCAGCACCAGUAACAAGGGUGCCAGUUCAAGCCACUCAGCCACCACCUGGUAUUGUUGAACUUGAUGGGGAGAAAUUUACGCUACAGUGGCUAAACGCACACUUUGAGACGAACUCAGAGGGCUCCGUAUCUCGAUCAGAAAUGUAUUCUGAGUACCUGGCCACAUGCAGCAAAAUGGGACGAAGCAACAUCUUGAACUCUACUGGUUUUCUCAAAUGUCUGCGGACGGUGUUCCCCAACCAUACUAUGCGAAGGCAAGAUGAGGCCAAAGUCAGCAGUCAGGUUCAGAUCCUUCUGGUUGGAUUAAGGCGACGGGCGAUCCCUCUGCCCAUCCAGUUGUACUACCAGCAGCAACAGCAGAGCCCAGCAGCUCCUCCACCUCCAGCAGCUCGACAUGAAGCACCUGGAGACCCUCAGGCUCCGCCUCCAGGGUUGCCACCAGGACAUACUGCUCUUGGCUCACAGUUUGUCCGAGUCCCGGGUCAACACAGCCCUGGUGUCGCCACCCCAUCCGUGGCCUUGACUGCACAGGAACCUUCCCAUGGAAACCACCCGACUGUUCCCCGUCACCCGGUGCCCCUGCAGGUGUCUCCACAGUUGCCACCAAAUCCUCUGGCAGCGCAGCAGCAGCAGAUCCGACCUGGCCCGGUGGUUCAGAUUCCUGCAUCAACUCCGGCCAACCAGAACCACAGCCCUCAGAACCCAGGCCUUCCACCUGCCUGUCAUCAACAGCAGCAACACUCCCCGAUGCUCCCCACUGGGACACCUGUCACGCUAUUUCAGCCAGUACCACAAGGCCACAUCCUCACUGCCAGGGUACAAGGCGUCUGCCCUCCCAUCACCCAACCCCCACCUCUGCCUCAAACCCCUCCUCUGUCUGGGCCUCAGGGCGGAGCUGCCCAGGUAGACCCACAGUGUGCUGUUGCUGCAUCAUCAGCGCCCUCUUCCAUCCAGGUCGGAAGUAGUCAAGCAUUGAGUGUCGCUGGGGUGCCCAAUUCCCAGGGGUCACGUGUUACAUUUCAGAAUAUCGCCCCCAAACCAGCGCCAAACCAGUCAGGUGGCCCAGCAGCCACGAUAGCUCCUCCCAACCAGCAGCCUCAGAGUGUAGUAAUAGUCAGUCCCAAUCCUCAGCAGAAUGCAGCCUACACCCCUGCCAUACACCAGAUUGUUCUCGCCAACCCCUCCACCAUUUCUGGUGCCCAGACGAUCCAGUUAGCAGGGCAGCCUGGAGGUACGUCCAGUCCCUGCCCACCUCCUGCCUCUCAUUCUAAUACCCAGGUCCAGCCCAAUCAAACUGUCAGCCAUGCACUGUCCACGAAACGGCAUCAACAGCAGCAUCAACAGCCGCCCCUCCAAAUCAUUUCCCCAACUCCUUCCUCUCAGCCUACCUCCACUGAGUCCAGCUUGAUCAAACAGCUACUGCUUCCAAAGCGAGGGCCUUCUACUCCAGGAGGAAAGCUAAUCCUACCUGCUCCACAAGUGCCCCCUCCCAACAAUACGAUAACACCAAGCCCACAGGUCAUCUACCAGGCGGGCUACAGCACUCAGAAUCCUCCUCCUCAGCCUCAGCCGCUCAAUGUCCAGCUGGUCCCCGGCCAGCUGCCCUCCGCAGGAGCUCCAGCUCUCCAGACGGUUCAGCUCUUGCCAGGCCAGCUCAUUUCCACAAGUAGUCCAGGGGGAACCGCUAUUAUUCAGGGUCCCACAACAGCUGGACAAGUCACAUUCACCGUGGUCCCCAACACUGGCUUCACCACCUCUACUGCUGCUGUCGCUGCUGUCGGUCAGGGAACCGUUGCUCCGACCGUUCCCUCUCCUCCAUUCUCUGCUGGAACGAUCCCACCCCAUGUCCCAGCAGGUCCACCUCCUACACCACCACUGCCAGCUCCCCUCAGAGGAGACAAGAUCAUUUGUCAAAAGGAGGAGGAGGCCAAGGAUGCCACAGGGCUGCAUAUCCAUGAGAGGAAGAUAGAGGUGAUGGAGAAUUCUUCCUUGGCAGAAGGAGACUCCUCAAACGGUAAAACCAGUAAUGGAGAUGUUGUGGCAGGUGCCAAGCUGCUAAAUGGUCGGAAGUGCAUGGAGUCUAAUCUACCUCCAUACCACUCAGGGAACAACCAGGGAGCACUCAAUGGCCCGGCUACAGAGAAUCAUCCUGCUAACGGAAAGCAGGCCCUCUCCCCGGGCCUGAACACCCCUCUUGAGGGCAACACGGACCCCAAAAAGGCUCUUGUCAAUGGGGUGUGUGACUUUGAUCGGGAGGAGAGUGGUGGCAACUUUAACAAAAACAUUCCAAAUCACAUUGCUUCCAAACAGUACUUGGGGAACGGGGAGGUGGCCCUCUCUGAGAAGAGCCACAGCUCAAACCCGUGUCUCCCCAGUCCUCCUCCUCCCCAGCAGGACACUGCCAAAGCCCAGCAGACUGAGCGCCUGGUCAACGGACCCCAAGCAGUAGGCCACAGGCCUUCCUCGGAAUUAACCAAUGGACCUUUGGGGCCAGGCCACGCCACGCCGGUGCUAAGACAGCAACUGCUCCCCAACUCCUCACUCCCCUCCACUGUUACCUCCCAGAUUCUCGCUGCCUCUCCUGCAAACGGAGUGGCCUCAGAGGCUCGAGGCCUCAAGAGGCCGGCUGAAAACGAGGACCGCAGCUCAUCAUCUUCGAGCAUCCCCAGUAAAGUGGGAGUACGGAUCAUCACCAUCAGUGACCCCAAUAAUGCCGGCAGCAGCUCCACAAUGGUGGCGGUGCCAGCAGGAACAGACCCAAGCACAGUAGCCAAAGUAGCAAUAGAGAACGCCACUCAGCAGAGGAACUGCUCGCCCACUCAGGCAUCUGGCACAACGCCGACAGUUACCCUGUCCCCACCCCUCGCCUCCCAGCCUGCAUCAGCAGGUACCCACAACCCACACCUCCCAGCACAGCAGAACCCUGCAGCACCGCCAGAGCCGGGCAGGAAAGCAGGGCAGAACUUCAAGUGUCUGUGGCAGUCCUGCAGACGGUGGUUUGAAACACCGUCUCAAGUAUUUUACCACGCAGCUACGCAACACGGUGGAAAAGAUGUGUACGGAGGGCAUUGUCAGUGGGAGGGAUGUGAACCUUUUCCCCGACAGAGACUGUCCUUCAUCACGCAUUUACAGGAUAAGCACUGUUCUCGAGAGGCUUUGCUGGCUGGACUCAAGCUAGAGGAGCAGCAGGCACAAAGUCCCAAUCAGACUUCUUCCGAGACCCCGCCAGUGGCAGGCAGCACUCCGGCACAACGGGCACCGAAAGCAAUCGUCAAUCAUCCGAGCGCAGCUCUCAUGGCCCUUCGCAGAGGUUCUCGAAACCUGGUCUUCAGGGACUUUACUGAUGAGAAAGAGGGACCAGUGACCAAACACAUACGACUAACUGCUGCCUUAACGUUAAAGAACAUCGCCAAGCACUCUGACUGUGGUCGCAUGUUGGUAAAGAGGCAUGAGACUCACCUCUCUGUGCUCGCACUAAGUAACAUGGAGGUUUCCACCACGCUUGCCAAAUGCCUUUAUGAACUCACACGCUCGCUUCAGGCUUAAAGCCAAAAGGAAAAACGCCUACCACCCCAUUACCCUCUCCUUUGAUGAGAGGAGCAAGCCACCGGUGAGCCGUAGCAGGUCAACUGCACAGGGUCGGGGUGGGUGGGAGCCGAGGGCCAGGAACCAGGAUGAAGACCCUGAUCCUGCUACAACUCGCCACCCCUCUCAGUCUCCCUCUUAUCCCUCACCUACUUCCUCGCCAACCUGUGUUCAAACCCACACCCUCUCCAUCCGCACAUACACAGGAAAAAGAGAGAGGGAAAGGAGAAAAAAAAAAAAAAAACCCUGCCUUGGGGUCUUCCACCAGCUGCCCACCAGGGGGAGCUCUUUGAAACUGCUUCCCCGAGGGACUCCACAAAACCCCAAACAUGAGCACAUUUUAUUUAAUUUUUUUUUUUUAAUUUUCCUGUUUUUGUGGGGGUUUUUCCCUUCUUCCUCAAAAGAAGUGUGUGAUCUGUGGAUGACUGAAGAGUACAGAUGGGCGGGGCCAGUUGAGUGCGGAACCACUUGUCUCGUAUUAGGUGGGAGAGGACUUAGCUGGCUACUGGCGCAGAGGUUUCUUUCCCUUUUUUUGUGUGUUUUUGUUUUUGUCUUUAGAAACUCGGUAGCUUGGUUUUCUUACUUGAGUCAAUAUAUUUUCACUUAUUUAUUAUAAAUGAGUACCAUUACAAUUAAUGAGAAAGAAUCCUGUAUAUACGUUGUGAAUAUAUAUAAAGAAGAUCCAUUCUUGGCAAUGCAGCCACUGGAGAACUUGCUCUGUGGAGUAAUAGAAGCAUUACUUUGGCAGAAUUUAAUAAAUUAGUAUGUUUUUUUUUUUUUCUUUUCUUUUCUAAUGAUCCCUGGUCACUUGUAUCUAAUGUGAUUCUAUACUCAGCAGUGGAUGAAUGUACUUAAAAACUUGUAAAUAAUUCUGCAAAGGUACUGAUGCUGUAAAGCUUAGGGAGGGGAAAAACAGUUUUUUGUGGAACUGUGACAUUUUUUGUAUUAUAAAACCUUGUAGAACUCAUUUUGCUGGCUGAAAGAGUAUGGAAUAAUAUAUCUCAUGUCAUUUUGUAGAAGAAAAAAAAAUAUUGAAGGUAUUCUCUUCCCUUCCUCUACCCUGACACACCCUCUCCCCCCACCACCACCACGCGUGCACACACAACACAAGGAGCAUAUAUCCACUGUAAGCGUUUUGUCAUUGUACGUGCACUGUGCGCGUACCAAAAUUUUUUUGUAUUUGUAAAUUGGUUUAAAUACAUGGAGUUUUUAUACAGGUUUUCUCCUGUGUUCUUUGCUUUACGUGCAGGUAUGAUAUUUUCUUCACUACUUUUUUCUAUCUUAAUAUAGUGUGGAGUUUUAUUGUACUAUUUUUUCAUUCUUAAUACCAUGCCACAUUCCGGCUCACGUCCUCAGACUGUCCUCUCUACCGUGUGUUGUGUAACAUUUGACUGCCUGUCGUAUUAGCAUCUGACCGGGGCGACCCAACCACCUUCAUUUCUGCGGUGUCAGUAGGAUGUGUGACUAUACAUAGACCUAACAGUCUGUUAGAGAUUGGCUUUAUUUACUUUGGUGACUGUUUAUAGUUUUUAAAUAAAACACUGAACAUUUU